UCAGUUAUUUGGUGGUGGUUGAUCUAACGAACUACAUCAACUGAUUCCUUGCCGAAUAAGCCAGAAUUUCAGUACAGGAAUAGGCUAAAUAUUGAAUUCAUUUUCCGUUAUAGCUUUAAGUGGAAUCUUUGUGAGUGAAAUAUUUCUUCUAUUGUGCUUGAAACGGUGUGCAUAAAUAGUUUACGAACAUGGUAGUUUCGGACAGCUUGCAGGAGAUUCAGGACUACAUCAACCAAAAUGAUAUGAAGAUUCAAUAUCUUCAUGAAAUUAAUUCCACUCUCAAAGAAGAAUAUGACUUGCAAUCAAACUACGAAAGUUUAUCACAAAAAUUCAAAUUUUUACAAAAAGAAGAACAGGAACAAGUAGAGAAGCUGAAUCAAAGUCGAAAAAAGUAUUUGAUGGACUUAGAAUUAAAAGGAACGGAAUUGUGUAAGGAACAUGCAAAACUAUUGCAUCAAAUCGAACAUUUGCAGUGGCACUUCGAGAAAGGUUCGUCCAAGCACGAACAAUGCCAUGCUGCUGUUAUGCACAGUUGCAAAUCCUCGGCUACCAGCUUAAAUCGAUCUUCGCUGAACAAGUCCUUCGACACGGCGAACUUAGAGAACACUUCCGAACGUUUGAUUAAAGCAAUAGCCGAAUUACGCAGACGUAUCCAUAAUGCGAAAGAAAAACUUGACAAGGAAAUUCAUCGUAAGCGAUGCGUCGAAAAAAAUCUUGCCGAAUUGCGGAAGGACAUUUCGAGACAAAAGAAACUAAUUUCGUCGAAAAGAGUAACACCGAUUCCCUCGUUACCCGCCAUUCGAAAGUCGGCGUGUGCUCAAUAAAAUCGUUAAGUUUCAUUCAGAGAACGCUACAGUCGGUUUCGCUUUUCAUGUAAAACUCAAUAGACACACGCGUAGAAUUGACACCGUUCAGGUGUUUAAAUUUGCUUUUAACUUUACUGCUGCUGUCAGCCCUCCAAACCAGCUAGGAGAUUGUCAAUUGAAUCUUGAAUAAAAAACGAAAUCGGAUCAGUUCAUUUAUCAACUAUUCAUUGUCACUAGUCACGCGUUGCAUUCAAUUACUCAACUAUCACAUGUUCACAUUGAAGUGAAAGCUUAAAUCAGAAGGAAACGUAGCGAUUAACUUUUUUCCUCAGCGUUUUUCUUUUUCUUUUUUUCUUUAAAGGAUUACAUGACAUGACAUGACGUGUAACCUUUUAGUAGUAUUACAAUCGAUCGUAUCCAAAAUAUCAUCAUUUCUUCACAUGUAAUAACUUGUAAUAGCGAAAUAAAAUCUAUCGAAAUAAAAAGUCUGUUUAU
This is a messenger RNA of Bradysia coprophila, 1301 nucleotides long. RefSeq lists its product as uncharacterized. The record is from RefSeq and is a predicted model, not a curated record. NCBI's taxonomy places the organism in Eukaryota, Metazoa, Arthropoda, Insecta, Diptera, Sciaridae.